Pteronotus mesoamericanus is the source of this 2753-nucleotide messenger RNA. It is a transcript of the gene EIF2B3, whose product is annotated as eukaryotic translation initiation factor 2B subunit gamma. NCBI's taxonomy places the organism in Eukaryota, Metazoa, Chordata, Mammalia, Chiroptera, Mormoopidae. The coding region runs from base 79 to 1437 and encodes 452 amino acids. Gene Ontology annotation, molecular function: translation initiation factor activity; guanyl-nucleotide exchange factor activity. Gene Ontology annotation, cellular component: guanyl-nucleotide exchange factor complex; eukaryotic translation initiation factor 2B complex. Gene Ontology annotation, biological process: biosynthetic process; cytoplasmic translational initiation. The record is from RefSeq and is a predicted model, not a curated record. The transcript is spliced from 12 exons.
GGGCUGUCAGUCGGAGGCGGCGUGGGGAGCGCUGGGAGCGGGAGCGGCAGCGGCGCGGCUGGAGCCGAGUUUGUAAACAUGGAAUUUCAAGCAGUAGUUAUGGCAGUUGGAGGGGGAUCUCGGAUGACAGAUCUGACUUCAAGCAUUCCCAAGCCUCUGCUUCCAGUUGGGAACAAACCUUUAAUUUGGUACCCAUUGAACCUGCUUGAGCGUGUUGGAUUUGAAGAAGUCAUUGUUAUUACAACCAGGGAUGUCCAAAAAGCUCUAUCUGCAGAAUUCAAGGUGAAAAUGAAGCUAGAUAUUGUGUGUAUUCCUGAUGAAGCUGACAAGGGAACUGCAGAUUCCCUGCGCCACAUAUAUCCAAAACUUAAGACAGAUGUACUGGUCCUGAGCUGUGAUCUAAUAACAGACGUUGCCUUACACGAGGUUGUGGACCUGUUCAGAGCUCAUGAUGCAUCCCUCGCCAUGUUAAUGAGAAAAGGUCAAGAUGGCUUAGAAGCAGUUCCAGGUCAAAAGGGGAAAAAAAAAGCAGUGGAGCAGCGUGACUUCAUUGGAGUGGACAGCACAGGAAAGAGGCUGCUCUUUAUGGUUAAUGAAGCGGACUUGGAUGAAGAGCUGGUCAUUAAGGGAUCCAUCCUGCAGAAGCACCCUAGAAUACGUUUCCACACAGGCCUUGUGGACGCCCAUCUCUACUGCAUGAAAAAAUACGUUGUGGACUUCCUAAUGGAAAAUGAGUCAAUCACGUCCGUCCGGAGUGAACUGAUUCCAUACCUAGUAAGAAAACAGUUUUCCUCAGCUUCCUCACAACAAGGACAAGAAGAAAAAGAGGAGGAUCUAAAGAAAAAGGAGCUCAAGUCCCUAGAUAUUUACAGUUUUAUAAAAGAGGACAACACACUGACCUUUGCUCCCUAUGAUGGCUGCUGGAAUGCCUGUCGAGGAGACACAUGGGAAGACUUGUCCAGAUCACAGGUGCGCUGCUAUGUCCACAUCAUGAAAGACGGGCUCUGCCUUCGAUUGAGCACCCUGGGACUCUACAUAGAAGCAAACAGACAGGUGCCGAAAUUGCUACCUAUUCUUUGUCCAGAAGAAUCGCUGGUCCAUUCAUCAGCCCAGAUAGUCAACAGGCACUUGGUUGGAGGUGACUGCCUCAUCGGUCCAGAUACACAGGUUGGGGAGAAGUCAUCCAUUAAGCAUUCGGUCAUUGGUUCAUCCUGUGUCAUAAGAGACAGAGUGACUAUCACCAGUUGCCUUCUCAUGAACUCAGUCACUGUGGAGGAAGGGUGCAUCAUCCAGGGCAGCGUCAUCUGCAACAAUGCUGUGAUCGAGAAGGGAGCAGACGUCAAGGACUGCCUCGUUGGAAAUGGCCAGAGGAUUGAAGCCAAAGCCAAACGAGUAAAUGAGGUGAUCGUGGGGAAUGACCAACUCAUGGAGAUCUGAGUUCUGAGCAAGUCAGACAUCUUCCUCUUGGCCCCCAGAACUACAGAUGUUGGCUGGCCCAUCUGUUUGACUCUGUAUUUAUUUCCCAAUAAAGAAGGGCUCCCAAAGGCAUGCUGGAGACUUACGAAGUAGUGCCACGCUCCAUACUGGGGGGGCCAGGGAUACACAGUGUGUGUUGAUGAGUCAAAUGGUAAACACCAUCUAGAGCCAGUGUGUGGAACAAAAUAGGACACAAUCGCCAAGCUCCCAUGUACUGAAGUUACUAGGCAGGGGCAGCGGCUGUCCAGCGGUAAAGCUCCUAGGAGGGUGGCCUUCCAACUGGCUGGGCUAGCCUAGCCCUAGCCCGCAAAAGCACAUCCCACCUGGAAGGAUCUGAAGGUACUUCAGUCCCUGGCCCGCAGGCCUAGCUGCUGGCAGUGCCACCUCUGCCUGACAUGUCCCCUGUACAGCUGCCUAUCUGGGGCCGCCUGGCCCAUGAGUCUCAGCCCAGGACUUAUUAAUACUCUGCCUCCAUACCUGCCACGCAGAUUCCCAGCCCCUGCCAUCUCCCCACCCCCAGCCUCACCCUCUAACUCCUGCCAUUCCCUCCCCCACCCUCCCAGCCUGUAGCCAAUUUCUGCAGUUCAACUAUGUCCCUUGGAGACUCUUAAAGCCAGCAGAAGGCAGCCCUUGCCUCGUCAUCAAACCUAUCCUCACCAGUUUUAGUGGGGCAAGAGCAAUAAAAGAAAGCCAUGGUCUGAGAAGCCAGACUCCUUCCCACCUCCCCUUAGUGUGAUCUGUUCAUCCAGGAAACUAUAUCAUGGUUUGAAAUUCUUUCUGACCCUUCUCCGGUUGUAUUUCUGUCUUCAUAUCCUAAUUAUACAGACUCUCCUGCUUCAGAUAAUUGAGAAAUGACAUUUCCUUGCUCACAGCUCUUCUAGAGUCCUAUCCACCUUCCCUUUAGCACCCCUCUCCGAGAUGCACGUGCACGCUGCUCUUACCGAUCCCUGUGCUGCUUUCACAACCUGCAGGAGUUUGGUGGAAGAUAAAAGUGGUUCCUGGGGUGAGAUUUCACCACCCAGGGUUAACAAAGUAAAGGUUUCUCUUGAUGUGCUCACUGUGGGUGGCAGUAAUUAUAAUCAUAAAAGUACUGGUUUCUACAUUGCCUCAAAAAUCUGAAGUCUCUUAAGCUCAUUUGAGUGAUCUUGCCUGAAUCUUAGUGUUGCUCUCACUGAACUUGUGGGAGACUGACGGGAUGAGCAUUCCUUCCCAGGGGAUAGCCACCUCCACCAGCCCCAUCUUGGGAGCUCUGCAGCUCCACGUUCUUCUCACUGGUC